GUGCCUUGCAAGCAUCUUAAGGAGCAAGAAUCACCCAGUAAAUUAGUUCCUAAAUUAUUAUGUCGUCAUCACCACCAAGAUAUUUGUAAUGCCACCGAUUGCUGCACAAAAUGCGUGAAUCGCACUCAUAUUAAUUUGUGCAAGUCAGUUGUUCAAUUAUUUCUUAUCGAUGUGCCAAUACAAUUUGGGAAUAAAACACUUGGGAAAUGGUUUGAUUGAGGUGAAUCUGGACUUUUGAUCUCAUUUGUCAUCUGGCAAGCAGGCUCCAUUUCGUUAUCACCUGGAGAAAAUGACACUGAAAAUUUGCAUAAUUGGGGCUGGUUUCUCCGGUAUUGCGGCCGGGAUUCAGUUGAAGAAACAGCUUAAUAUUGAGGAUUAUGUCAUCUUUGAUGAAAACGAGGAUGUCGGUGGGACCUGGCUGGUCAAUAAGUAUCCCGGGUGUGCCUGCGACGUGGGGUCACAUUUGUACAGCUACAGCUUCGAACCAAAUCCAGAUUGGUCAUGGGCGUACUCUCCACAAGCCGAAAUUUGGCGAUAUAUUCAAAGCGUGGCGAAAAAGCAUGACCUUUACAAAAAUAUAAAAUUUGGACAUAAAGUAAACAAAGCCUCAUGGGACGAAACGAUCAACAAGUGGAGGGUCGUGGUCACAAAUUCCGCCACAAAUGAUGAGGCCGAGCUUAUCUUCGACGUAGUAAUAACUGGAAUCGGCGGGUUUCGGGUGCCCCACACACCGGAAGAAUUUAAGGCCUUUACAGGACCCCGCAUUCACUCGGCGAGGUGGGACACCAGCGUAAAAUUGGAGGAUAAGACGGUCGCCGUGAUCGGCAGUGGGGCCAGCGCGGUCCAAAUCAUUCCGAAUAUUGUGAAGAAAGUUAAGAAACUUAUCGUCUACCAAAGACAUCCCGCUUGGGUCCUGCCGCGGAUGCAGUUCCAAAUGCCGGACUGGCUCAAGUGGGCGUUCGCCUCGGUCCCGGGCUUGCGCGAGAUGUACCGCUCAUUCAUCUUUUGGUCGAACGAACUCAUCCACCCAACAUUCAUUCAAGGAAGCCUGAUGCAAAAGCUGGGCGCCAAACUUGGUGAUCAUUACUUAAACCGGAAAUUUGCCGAUAAUCCAGCCCUGUUGGAAAAAGUGAGGCCAAAUUACGAGCUCGGGUGCAAAAGGAUCACACCCUCGAACGAGUAUUAUCCAGCCCUUGCUCAUCCAAAUGUUGAAGUUGUGCGGGAUAAAAUCACAAAAGUCGGGACGAAUUCAAUCACCACGGAAAACGGGGAUGAGAAAAAGAUUGAUGUUUUGAUUUUGGCGACAGGAUUCAAAGUCCAGGAGUUCUUUUCCCCGUUGGAAAUUCGUGUUAAGGGUGGCAUGGAUUUGAUGGAGCUUUGGAGGGAGAAAGGACCCACGGCUUACAUGGGAAUCUGCACUUCCGUCGCGCCCAACUGGUUCAUGCUUUUGGGCCCAAACACUGGCAUUGAUCACAGCUCGGGAAUUUUUACGAUCGAGUGCCAACUAAACUACAUCCUUCAAGUGAUCAGAGAAAUGAUUGAACGUGACUCGAAGGUCGUCUGCGUCAAGGAGUUCAUCGAGCAGGGCUACAUGGCCGACAUGAUGGCGGAUAUGAAGCCCAUGGUUUGGGGGACGGGGUGUGCUUCGUAUUACGUCAAUUACCGCGGGGUCGUCACAGCCCUCAGCCCAUACUCCCUUAUCAGUUGCUGGAGACAUACGCGCACAUUGAAUGAAAACGAUUUCAAUUUCAAUUGAUUUUGAGAAAUUUUUAUUUUUUGGAGAGAAUUAUUGGAAAUUAAGAAACAUUGAUAGGUAUCGGAUAUUUACACAUGUUUACGAAAUAUGUUCUAGCGAGUUACACAGAAAGGAAUAAAAUGUUCAUGCAAAUAACA
Messenger RNA from Folsomia candida, 1893 nucleotides. RefSeq names its product baeyer-Villiger monooxygenase. The transcript has 9 exons. NCBI's taxonomy places the organism in Eukaryota, Metazoa, Arthropoda, Collembola, Entomobryomorpha, Isotomidae. The coding region runs from base 290 to 1756 and encodes 488 amino acids. Gene Ontology annotation, molecular function: NADP binding; N,N-dimethylaniline monooxygenase activity; flavin adenine dinucleotide binding. The record is from RefSeq and is a predicted model, not a curated record.